AUAAUGUUCCUCUUCUCUCAACACUCAUUAAGCUACCAUGUCUAUCACGAUGGCACAAUCAUGCCUACUCUCUCAACAUUCACUCUUAUACACCAAAACCAAAUUUCCAAUUAUCUCAAAUUCUGUUAAGCCCUUCAAGCUACAAAACCCAUCAUCAUUUAACAAUAAUUCUUCAACAUUUUCGCGCUCUCUCCCUCUCACUAGUAGGAGAAAAACCCGCCAUUCUUCUUUUCUCACAUUUGCUGGUGAUGAAGGGAAUUCCGAGGAUCCAUAUAAAAGUUUGAAUGUCUUCAUUAGUAAUUUGCCUGAUGGUCUUAGGCUUGGGAAAUUGUCUAUGCUUUUUGAGGAGGUUGGGAUUGUAGAUGGUGCUUUGCUAAAUGCUGGUAAUGUUGAUGGAAAAAGUUUUGCAAGUGUAACUAUGAGUACAGUUGAAGAAGUUGAGAAGGCUAUCGAGAAAUUCAAUGGCUAUGUAUUAAAUGGAAAAUUGUUGACAGUUAGUAGGGAGAAACCAAAGCCUCGUCGUGCCUAUUAUAGGGCCCAUUUUUAUAUCAGCGUUAGCAACUUGCCGAAGGAUGUUGACAGUGGUCGCUUGAAGGAAAUUUUCAGCAAAUAUGGUCGGGUUUAUGAAGUUCGGAUUGACUAUAACGAACGGUUGGAUGAAUCAACUGGGUCUCUUAUAAUGAUCAAUGAGACUCAAAUGAAUAAUGCCAUUGCUGCUCUUGACGGUCAGAACUUGGACGGGAAGGUAAUCAGAUUGUUUGUUGAAACUUUAGAGACCAUGUAAUGAGUGCAUGAAAUUUUCACUUUCAAAUUUAAUCUGGUUCGGGGGUCAGUUCUGGUAUCAAGUGGUUCCAGUCCCCUCUCGAUUGUCGUUGCGGGGGAUCGAACCGUGGUCAUCCCUACCAGGUUCAGCGCCAAUCACCACUGAACCAACUAUCGAUCGGUUGAUUUUCUAAUUUCUGAUUGUAUUUAUUUGAGUAUCUCCCACUUGUUGAAUAUUAAAUUUCAGUAUAAAAAUCACUUUAGACUUAAAAGCUA
Trifolium pratense (red clover) is the source of this 1038-nucleotide messenger RNA. Its product is annotated as RNA-binding protein CP31B, chloroplastic-like. Gene Ontology annotation, cellular component: cytosol. Gene Ontology annotation, molecular function: mRNA binding. The transcript is spliced from 5 exons. The record is from RefSeq and is a predicted model, not a curated record. Bases 38 to 784 code for a protein of 248 amino acids. NCBI's taxonomy places the organism in Eukaryota, Viridiplantae, Streptophyta, Magnoliopsida, Fabales, Fabaceae.